UUUAUUUCUUAAACCCAUUUCCAACAAUGAUGACAAAUAAAUGUAAUGAAAAUCUUAUACUUCUACGUUUCAUCACACAUUUCUUCUACUUGCCAAACCACACAAACCGUCUUUUGUUUAUGUACACUUCUUACUACUCGUCUUAUAGUUCGAAGAUUUAGUCGAUUCUUAUCGUGAUUAUUGAUCGGUUCGACAAACUUUUAUCAGUUCGAUUUAGCUGUCACUUGUACGAACAGCUGGCGAAUUAAGAAUGCAGUGGUAAUUUUAUAUACUUUUAAUGAUAAAUUGUCGAUUAGAAUUCGAAUCAUUUUCUCAAACAGCAACACGAAUAGUUACAAUUAUUAUUAUUAUACGUUAAUAAGUCGGAAAAUGCGAAGAAGAUUGUUGUUGGAUGAGAACAGAAGCGAGGAUAUCGAUGUAACGCCGCAGAGAAGAUCUCUGGUGCGGCUGCCGCGGCUACGCUUGCUGGACAAGCACGUAGAGUCUGUAAGAACAUUUCAUUUAUUUCUAUAUACGCGGCCAUUCGAUUUAGGUAUUGUCAAGCGUGGGAACGUUUCAAGAGUUCGAGACUCUUGCUUUCCGUCCACCGUCAAUAAAGCGGAUCCUGGGUUCGCCUCGGAGCCACGACGUUAUGCGAUCCCGCAGGAUGUUUGCACGGGUGACAGGUUCAUUCGGAGCAAAUUCAAUGCAGACGCGUCGCAUUAUCUUUUAACAAGGAAAGCGGAAACCGUUCUCAAAGAGAAUACGUUGGACGUGUUAGAACAGGUAAAAGCGUUAUCGACGAAUUGGCGUAAGAAAUCCAUGCAUCAACUGAUGGAGGAGGGAAAUGUGAUUCCAGGCUUAGGACAAAGAAAAGUUCUAGGAUCCUUAUAUCGAUCAAAUAACAAGAGCGUGAAGAAACUAUCGGGGACACUAGCGGCGAGGCCUAAGGAACUCUGGAAGUAUGAAAAUGACCCAGAGAAUGGCAUGUGGUGGUCGAAGCCUCGAGCAAAACCACUGAUAGGUUCCAUAGAUUCUAUAUUAGAUGUUCCUGGGUUUCGAAGUGCGUCUCUUUCAAAUUUAUUAUUAUUCACUGGUACUAUAAAAAUGAGUACGAAUUCGAUUUGUUAUUAUUUUAGACAGGGGCCAGAUGAUGGAUUGGGGCUCGAACGAUGUGAUAUCGGCCGUGUCAGAAGACAUCGUCACGUUCUACGAUACUCGUGCUUGCUCCUCGGGCCAGACUUAAGCAACGUGGACAUAGGCAAUGUCCACGCAUUAAAGUGGAAACAGGCGGGUAGUAUGCUGGCCAUUUGCACGUCGUCCGAUGUCAAACUUUACUGCUGCGAAACGAAGAAAAUGAUUUGGUCCACGAAAUGUGAACAGGCGAUUCAAACUGACUUACCUUGUUAUGAUCACUGCGUCUGCUGGUCCGAAAACGAUCGACAACUACUAGUAGGUUGCAAUGGAAUGAUCACGUCGUACGAUGGCAAAACUGGGAAACCGACGAAUUCUUGUGAAACCGACAAGGAGGAAGUGCUGUCCCUCGCAUUUUCCUGCAACUACAAAUACAUCGCAGCUCAAAAUCAAAGUUUAAAAGGUUGCAAUGGAAUGAUCACGUCGUACGAUGGCAAAACUGGGAAACCGACGAAUUCUUGUGAAACCGACAAGGAGGAAGUGCUGUCCCUCGCAUUUUCCUGCAACUACAAAUACAUCGCAGCUCUCUGCGCCGAUGGAGCUGUUCGAAUUUUCUUCUGGCCAAGCCUGAUGAUUCACCUUUAUAUCUUCUAUUACGAAUACAUCAGCGCAAUGGCUUGGCAUCCUCGAGAAGGUGGACGACUGUGUGUCGGUUUCGGCGGUUGCCUCGGUCUCUGGAACGUGAACGAAUCAACAUUGGGCGCCACUUACCGCAAGGUUUCCUUCAAAGGGACGAUCGUGAACCUAGCGUGGAAUUCGCUCACCGGAGAACUGGUCGUACACUGGCACUACCGCAAGGAACGCGGCGGCGAUUGGUGCACCGUGAUGCCAGUUUUGGCUAGUCUCGAUCGCAUCGUCGACGUUCUACCCGUUGAGCAGGAAUCCAGAGUGUACUCCAUUAUGUGGAGUCCGGAUUACUCACAAUUAGCUGUCCAACUUGGUGAGCCGACGUCCAUAUGGAAUUUCUUUGGUAACGAGUAUCCAUGCCGUCACAAAGAAAAGAAGAAGAAAGAUGAGAAUAGGAGAGAAGCAAGGGAUAACAUGAAAAACGCAAACUUCAAGGACUUUCGAUUUUUCAAUAUCCGAUAGAAUAUUGAACAUUUUUAGUUGAUCGAACCGAUUUGUAUUUGGAUGUCAUUUCAUGUUUCAUUCUUAUGAAAUUAAAGACCUUUUAAGCAGAACUGGCCAUCAAGAGGCUAAUUUUGAUUGGUCUAAAAUUCUCGUCAAGCCCAGCUCAUAUUUCAAAUAUGCUACAUGUGCCAUCAACGUUAUUAA
Molecule: messenger RNA, 2448 nt
Organism: Ceratina calcarata
Lineage: Eukaryota; Metazoa; Arthropoda; Insecta; Hymenoptera; Apidae
Product: protein cortex
Biological process (GO): positive regulation of anaphase-promoting complex-dependent catabolic process; anaphase-promoting complex-dependent catabolic process; positive regulation of ubiquitin protein ligase activity
Cellular component (GO): anaphase-promoting complex
Molecular function (GO): ubiquitin ligase activator activity; protein binding; anaphase-promoting complex binding
Source: RefSeq, a predicted model, not a curated record